AUGGUUGCCAGCCCAACUGGAAGAAUGCCUAGUUGUAACUCAGUAGAGCCAAAUAAGUCAGUUCGCGCUACUAGUUUUCAAGAAGAUUGUAGUAGCGAGUCAUCGGUCAACUCCAAACAGUCAAGUAGGUUAUCAAGAACAUCCAAUAAAGAGGAAUUUGAUAGAAAUGUGUUGCAGAUUGAAAGGUUACCUAAAGAGUUGUUGAGGCUAGUAGACGUCUUUAUAGAUGAUUUGAAGCAACCGAAGUACCUGAAGCCGCUAUCGAUAUUUCAGCUAUCAGGGCUAUUUCAGGAGUUCUAUGUUAGUUUUGAUAUGACCUGUGUUCAGCUGUUGAACGGGGAGAUGAAUAGUGGGGGGUCUCUAAGUCCAGUUAACUACGAUAAUUUACCGUUCAGCGCUAAAAAUUCAUUGAGCGCAGGAUUUAGUGGCAUAUUCAACAAGAGUAGGAGUGGGAGCGUCGUGAAGCUUAAGAAACAGCAGUCUAUAAAUCAAGAUAGUGAUAUAGCGGUUAAUUCGCAGCCUCCAGUCAGUCCAGAUGAGCUUGAGAGGAGCUCUCGCCAAAAGGAAUUGACAAACCUUAAAAUAGAGAGGUAUAUGGAAUUAUGCGAGCGAGAUAUUUUCCAAAAGAUACAGGAAGUGGGAACAUCUGUUCUAGGAAGUUCUCGGAAUGGUUCGAUUAACCGUUCCCUUCAAAUUUUGGAGUUGUUUCGGAACAGUCCUGAAUUUAUUGAGUAUGACAGCAUAUUGACCACCAAAAUUCUCGACUUACAGCAUUUGGCCCAAAGAAAUGAACUAAAUCUAGCAGAGUUCCUAGGAAUGCCUGAUAGUAUUAAUUUCAACUCUGAGUUAUUAGGAGGUUAUUUACGAGUACUAGUGGAAGAUCGCAUCUCACCAUUUGAAAAGAUGAUGCAACUAUUGGAUAUGCAUGACUCCAUGACAGAACUUGGCAAUGCUACAAGUAAUGAUGACUACUUGCCAAUGUUACUCUAUGUUAUUAUUAUGAACCCGAUUAACACACUCUAUCUAAAUAUCCUGUUCAUUCGGCUUUUUCGGUACCACAAGAAGCUAGUGGCUAACGAGCAGUAUGUUGUAACGAAUAUGACAGCAGCCAUGUGCUUCUUGGAAAACCUAACGUAUGAAGACUUACCGGAUAGCGUUAAAAAACAUACAUCCCCAGGGCUACUUUUCAAGCUAUCAGAUAGAAUUAAGAUACCCGAGAUAAAAAUGAAGGGCAAGCCUGAUUUACCACGCGUGCACUCCAAGUCCACCGUUGGUUUCUCAUUGGACACUUCGUUACGAUACAUAUAUGGUAGGCUCAAAUCUUAUACACCACCUGCCUCAUAUAAUAAUUCUGCAAAUGGUAAUAAUGGUAAUCCUCACCAAAAACCUACAUCACCUAAACGAGGACAGCAUGACUGCCAUAACCAAGGCCGAGCACAAUACGAGCUGCCACCGCCGGCCAGAAAUAGUUCUCAUAAUUCUCCAAGCAUUGAGGACUCUUGUAACCAUAGAUUGGCUAUACCCGAGUCCUGGAAAAAGUAUAGAAACCGAAAUUUCGAUGACUUAACGUUGUCUGAAAUGAGGUUAGUAUUCAGCACCUACCAAAAGUUGUUACAAACUCUGGAACCUUAA
This is a messenger RNA of Eremothecium sinecaudum, 1632 nucleotides long. RefSeq names its product guanine nucleotide exchange factor MUK1 (gene MUK1). The record is from RefSeq and is a predicted model, not a curated record. The coding region runs from base 1 to 1632 and encodes 543 amino acids. NCBI's taxonomy places the organism in Eukaryota, Fungi, Ascomycota, Saccharomycetes, Saccharomycetales, Saccharomycetaceae. Gene Ontology annotation, molecular function: small GTPase binding; guanyl-nucleotide exchange factor activity. The transcript has a single exon. Gene Ontology annotation, cellular component: endocytic vesicle; cytosol. Gene Ontology annotation, biological process: vesicle-mediated transport.